This is a messenger RNA of Anoplopoma fimbria (sablefish), 681 nucleotides long. RefSeq names its product fibroblast growth factor 8b (gene fgf8b). The transcript has 5 exons. Gene Ontology annotation, cellular component: cytoplasm. Gene Ontology annotation, molecular function: growth factor activity; type 2 fibroblast growth factor receptor binding; type 1 fibroblast growth factor receptor binding. The record is from RefSeq and is a predicted model, not a curated record. Bases 1 to 681 code for a protein of 226 amino acids. Lineage: Eukaryota; Metazoa; Chordata; Actinopteri; Perciformes; Anoplopomatidae. Gene Ontology annotation, biological process: embryonic heart tube development; heart morphogenesis; regulation of cell migration.
AUGAAGCAAUAUUUGAACUAUUACAAGAUGAGGCUGAGAACAUCGAGGUUAGGCUAUCUGUUACUUCAGUUCACGGCGCUUUGCUUUUACGCACAGAACACCGUGCAGUCCCCUCCUAAUUUCAAGCACCAUGUCACCGAGCAGAGCCGGCUGUCGGACCGCAUGAGCCGCAGGUUGACGCGAAACUAUCAGCUGUACAGCCGGACCAGCGGGAAACACGUCCAGGUCCUGGCCAACAAGAGGGUCAACGCCAACGGGGACGACGGGGCGGUGCACGCUAAACUGGAGGUGGAGACGGACUCUUUUGGAAGUCGUGUUCGCAUUAAAGGGGUGAAGACGGGAUACUACAUAUGUAUGAACAAACGGGGGAAGCUGAUCGGCAAGCGGAAAGGACGAGGCAAAGACUGCAUCUUCACCGAGAUCGUUCUGGAAAACAACUACACGGCGCUGCAGAACGCCAAGUACGAGGGCUGGUACAUGGCUUUCACACGCAAGGGCCGUCCGAGGAAGGCCUCCAAGACCAAGCAGCACCAGAGGGAGGCCCACUUCAUGAAGCGUCUACCCAGGGGGCACUUACUGAGCGAGAGGAGACCGUUUGAUGUCCUUCCUCUGCGUGUCCCUGCGCACCCUUUGAGCAAGCGGACUAAACAUUCCCAUCACCAGCGCUCGGGGGGCCGCUGA